Hypoxylon fragiforme is the source of this 2340-nucleotide messenger RNA. Its product is annotated as armadillo-type protein. Gene Ontology annotation, molecular function: protein phosphatase regulator activity. The transcript has 8 exons. Gene Ontology annotation, biological process: protein dephosphorylation. The coding region runs from base 186 to 2054 and encodes 622 amino acids. NCBI's taxonomy places the organism in Eukaryota, Fungi, Ascomycota, Sordariomycetes, Xylariales, Hypoxylaceae. Gene Ontology annotation, cellular component: protein phosphatase type 2A complex; cytoplasm. The record is from RefSeq and is a predicted model, not a curated record.
CCAAAUUGACCCGACAUCGACCUAACUCAUUGCAUCACUCCACCAGAACCACCAGAAUAACUAAAACCACCCACGCGAUCAGCAGCGCACCCAGCCAAGGCCUUUACUUUCUACAUUCAACCCUCUUCGACAACUCUCAAUACCUACAACUGCAUAACAUAAUCAACUAUACCUAGUACCUCAUCAUGGCUGACGCGCCAAAUGCGAACGAUGAGCUUUACCCCAUCGCUGUUCUCAUUGACGAAUUGAAGCACGACGAUGUUCUUCUCCGACUAAAUGCCAUCCAUCGUCUCUCGACAAUUGCGCUAGCUCUAGGUGCCGAGCGCACCCGUGAUGAACUCAUUCCCUUUUUAGAUGAGUCGGUCGAAGAUGAGGAUGAGGUCCUCGUUGCUCUAAGCGAAGAGCUGGGCAGCUUCAUCGAAUACGUCGGUGGCCCUCAAUAUGGCCAUGUCCUUCUCUCCCCCCUCGAGAACCUAGCAGCCAUCGAAGAGCCCGUCGUCCGGGAUAAGGCUGUCGAGUCCCUGAACAAGAUCUGCAUCGAGCUUUCUCCACAGCAAGUCGAAGAAUAUUUCAUCCCAUUAACCAACCGACUUUCCAAGGCAGACUGGUUCACUUCCAAAGUUUCAGGAUGCGGCCUCUACACAAGUCCGUACAGCAAGGUAUCUCCUCCAGUUCAGGAGCAACUUCGCCAGCAGUUUGGUCUUCUGGUUCACGAUGAGACGCCCAUGGUUCGGAGACAGUCUGCUACUCACAUGGCCAAAUUCGUGAAGGAAAUGCCCGCGGCUAUCGUCGUCGACGAAAUGAUACCCCUCUUCCAGCAUCUUGCGCAAGACGAUCAGGACAGCGUGCGAUUACUGACGGUAGAAAUCCUUAUCUCCAUUGCUGAAGUGGUCCCCAAAGAACAACAGGGUAGCCACGGUGUCUUGCUCACAUCGUUGCGAAACCUAAUAGAAGAUAAGAGCUGGAGGGUCCGAUACAUGAUUGCCGAUAGAUUUGAGAAGAUUGCAAAAGCUGUAGACGAAGAGGUGGUCUCGCGAGAUCUAGUGCCUGCAUUUGUCAAGUUGUUGAAAGACAAUGAAGCCGAAGUUCGAACCGCUAUCGCCGGCCAGAUCCCCGGCUUCUGCGGCCUGCUUGAUAGGACUACACUUCUCAAUGACAUUAUGAGUCCCAUCGAGGACCUUGUCUCUGAUACCUCCCAGCAUGUUCGCGCUGCUCUCGGCACUCAGAUCAGCGGUCUUGCGCCAAUCCUGGGCAAGCAAGAGACCAUUGAUCACCUUCUUCCUAUGUUCUUGCAGAUGUUGAAGGAUGAAUUCCCCGAAGUCCGCCUCCACAUUAUCUCCAAGCUCGAGCUGGUCAACCAAGUCAUCGGUAUCGAUUUACUCUCACAGUCCCUUUUACCCGCGAUCGUGCAGCUUGCAGAAGAUAAGCAAUGGAGAGUGAGACUCGCUAUAAUCGAAUAUAUCCCGCUCCUUGCUAGCCAACUGGGUGUCAAGUUCUUCGAUGAAAAGUUGAGUUCGUUGUGCAUGGGAUGGCUAGGAGAUACUGUCUUCUCCAUUCGCGAAGCGGCGACUCACAAUCUGAAGAAGCUUACUGAAGUAUUUGGAGUUGAGUGGGCAAGCGAAGCGAUCAUUCCAAAAGUGAUGGCUAUGGGCUCCCACCCGAACUAUCUAUAUCGAAUGACGACUUGCUUCGCGAUAUCUACUUUGGCUACUGUUGUCAGCCUAGAUGUCAUUGGAAAAUCCAUUCUUCCUAUGCUGGAAAAGCUCGUCGAUGAUGAGAUUCCGAACAUCCGUUUCAACGUGGCGAAGACGUAUGCUGUACUUAUCGACGUCUUAAAACGUCUUCCUGACGAAGGCACUAUCUAUAGCUUGGAGAAGGCCGGGACGACGAGUACUACACCAUCCCCUCACGCUUCCGAGCUCAUCCAGCAGCGUAUCUUCCCCAGCUUAGAGAAGUUACAGAAGGACGAUGACGUUGACGUGCGUUAUUUUGCAACGACAGCAGUAGCAGGCAUUCCCGGAAUGGGUGGUGAGCCCAUGAACACGUCGCCGUAGAUAGGAGGAAACUGAAGAGAAAUCUUCAUAACAUGCGGCUAUGUAUUAGAGCGUUCUAGCUGCAGUCUCUCGCGAGAUAGCCAUCCCGAAAAUGUCCAGUCGUCAGUCCGUAUCAACAGAGGUCCUCCAGAGCCUAGUUAUUGAGGAUCCUUAAGAGUAAUACAAAGACGUAUGGGGUAGGCACAGCACACGGUUGUCAUGCAUUUUUAAGGGGUUCGUAUUCAUGCGUGGCACUGGAUCCCCAUUGGGCUUCCAAGUCGUGCAGGCUUCUAUUAGGUGAAUGACC